AUGGCGUUCCCUCCUAAGCUACUCAUCCCAUCGAUCUCUCUUUGCCUCUUCUCUCUCAUCCUCUUCUCCAACACCCAUCUCUCUCUAUCCACCAGACCCAUCAACUCAAUCACAGACGUCCACGACCUCCUCCCCCAGUACGGCCUCCCAAAGGGUAUCAUCCCAAACGCCGUCAAGUCCUACUCUCUCUCCUCUGACGGCACGUUCACCAUCGAACUCCACCGUCCCUGUUACGUCCAGUUCGAUGAGCUUGUUUGGUAUGACAAGAAAGUCAAAGGCAAGCUCACUUAUGGGUCGGUCUCGGAUGUUUCGGGCAUUCAAGCCAAGAAGCUGUUCUUGUGGGUGCCCGUGACCGGAAUGAAUGUCGAUUCCAAAUCGGGGAUGAUCGAGUUUCACGUUGGGGCUUUGUCGGAGAAGUUGCCGGCGGAACAGUUCGAGACAAUCCCCAAUUGUAAGAACAAGGGAUGUCAAGAGUCACAACCAGAGUUUGCGGCCGAGCUGUUUGAGACCAUACCCGAAUCUAUUUGA
Cornus florida is the source of this 528-nucleotide messenger RNA. RefSeq lists its product as uncharacterized. The record is from RefSeq and is a predicted model, not a curated record. NCBI's taxonomy places the organism in Eukaryota, Viridiplantae, Streptophyta, Magnoliopsida, Cornales, Cornaceae. The transcript has a single exon. Bases 1 to 528 code for a protein of 175 amino acids.